Molecule: messenger RNA, 3972 nt
Organism: Nycticebus coucang (slow loris)
Lineage: Eukaryota; Metazoa; Chordata; Mammalia; Primates; Lorisidae
Gene: LMAN1
Product: lectin, mannose binding 1
Exons: 13
Coding region: 135-1688 (517 amino acids)
Biological process (GO): Golgi organization; endoplasmic reticulum to Golgi vesicle-mediated transport; endoplasmic reticulum organization
Cellular component (GO): endoplasmic reticulum membrane; endoplasmic reticulum-Golgi intermediate compartment; Golgi membrane
Molecular function (GO): D-mannose binding
Source: RefSeq, a predicted model, not a curated record
GCCACGGGGCGGGGCUCACCUCUUGCCCUUGCGGGGGUCCCCCUGACUCCACCAAUCAGCGAGCGCCCUGUUGGCCGUCCGCAGCCUCCCGAGCCCCUCCCUCUCCCGCCGGCCUCCGCGUCCCAGAAUCCAAGAUGGCGGGAUCCAGGCGAAGGGGUGCCCCGGCCAGACCUCGGCUGCUUUUCUGCGCCCUGCUGCUGUCGCUUAGUAGCCUUAGCUGGGGCGACGGCGUGGGAGGAGACCCCGCGGUCGCCGGCGCCCCGGGUACCCCGGUCGCGCUGCCACAUCGCCGUUUCGAGUACAAAUACAGCUUCAAGGGGCCGCACCUGGUGCAGAGUGACGGGACGGUGCCCUUCUGGGCCCACGCGGGGAAUGCUAUUCCAAGUUCGGAUCAAAUUAGAGUAGCACCAUCUUUAAAAAGCCAAAGAGGAUCAGUAUGGACAAAGGCCAAAGCAGCCUUUGAGAACUGGGAAGUAGAGGUGACAUUUCGAGUGACUGGAAGGGGUCGAAUUGGAGCUGAUGGCCUGGCAAUUUGGUAUACAGAAAAUCAAGGCUUGGAGGGCCCUGUGUUUGGAUCAACUGAUAUGUGGAACGGUGUUGGAAUAUUUUUUGAUUCUUUUGACAAUGAUGGAAAGAAAAAUAAUCCUGCUAUAGUAGUUAUAGGCAACAAUGGACAAAUCCAUUAUGACCAUCAAAAUGAUGGUGCGAAUCAGGCUUUAGCAAGUUGCCAGAGGGACUUUCGUAAUAAACCCUAUCCUGUCCGGGCAAAGAUUAUCUAUUACCAGAAAACAUUGACAGUAAUGAUCAAUAAUGGCUUUACACCCGACAAAAAUGAUUAUGAAUUUUGCACCAAAGUGGAAAACCUGAUUAUCCCUGCACAAGGGCAUUUUGGAAUAUCUGCUGCCACUGGAGGUCUUGCAGAUGACCAUGAUGUCCUUUCUUUUCUAACUUUCCAGUUGACUGAACCUGGGAAAGAGCCACCUACACCAGAUAAAGAAAUUACGGAAAAAGAAAAAGAAAAAUAUCAGGAGGAAUUUGAGCACUUUCAACAAGAAUUGGAUAAAAAAAAAGAGGAAUUCCAGAAGGGCCACCCCGACCUCCAGGGGCAACCUGCGGAUGAAAUAUUUGAGAGUGUAGGAGAUCGUGAACUAAGACAAGUCUUUGAAGGACAGAAUCGUAUUCAUCUUGAAAUCAAGCAACUGAACCGGCAGUUAGAUAUGAUUCUUGAUGAACAGAGAAGAUAUGUCUCUUCCUUGACAGAGGAGAUCUCUAAGAGAGGAGCAGGAACCCCAGGGCAGCCCGGGCAGAUCACUCAGCAAGAACUGGACACUAUUGUGAAAACUCAGCAUGAGAUUCUGAGACAAGUAAAUGAAAUGAAGAAUUCCAUGAGUGAAACUCUCAGGCUGGUCAGUGGGAUACAGCAUCCUGGCGCUGCCGGGGUCUAUGAGACAACACAGCACUUCAUGGACAUCAAAGAGCACCUGCACGUGGUGAAGAGGGACAUCGAUAACUUCAUGCAGCGAAAUAUGCCAUCAAAUGAAAAACCAAAAUGCCCAGAACUACCGCCAUUUCCAUCGUGUUUAUCUACAAUCCACUUCAUUAUGUUUGUGGUGAUACAAACGGUGUUAUUCAUUGGUUAUAUCAUGUACAGGACUCAGCAAGAAGCAGCAGCCAAAAAAUUCUUUUGACCACCAUGUUCACAUGUGUGCAUCAUGUGUGUAUGUACAACAUGUCUUUUUGAGGGGAUUUAAGUAUUUAAAUUGCUUCAAAGUUAAAUUAUUAAAUUUUGUAUAAAAUAAUAUUGAAACAUUUGAUUUGCAGUAAGAAUAAACCUUAAAGCAAAAUGACUACAUUUAAAUUUGUUCCUAGUACAUAAAUCUGUUUAAAUUUCUGUGACUUUCUGGCCAGUAGUAUGCAGCCACUGAACAGAAUACUGACCAGGGAGAGGCUAGAUUCUAGAAAGUGGGGCAAACUCUGGAUAUGAGUGUUACCCCUAAGCCUCCAAUAUUGGAGUUUUUUCUAACAUGAACACACUCGCCCUCCUGCCUCUCAAAAUAGGAGGUCUAAUUAAGAGCUCCCAUCAUGUUAAUUUUGUAACCAAAAUCUUUUUUAGAGGUCAGAAUUUCCUAAUCUAAGACCCAGGUUUGCCAUCCUUUAAUCUUAAUACAGUUUUCUUUGAAAUCAAAGGAUAUUUUGUCUGAGAGCUUUAGAAACUGAAUAAUAGGCUUCAAAAAUGGUAAUUGAAAAGGUUUUUCCUGAUUAUCAAUAGUAUAUUUUCCUUUUAAAGGAAAUUUUGGGAGAAAAUUAAGGACUACUUUUUGCCUAAAAAAACCACUUGGGUGAAAAGCGUUCCUGCGAUAAUGGUGUUUAUGGGUAUUUUGCCCAGUAAUGUAUUCUUUUCAUGAUUGCCCGUAUUCUUGAAUGUCUUCAUUCCGAUGGUGUCAGGUCAAUAUUAUGAAAAUAAUUUUUGCUUUUACAUUUAUAGCUUAAGGAAUUUAUUUGUCCCAUUUCGUACAGCAUGUAACUUCAGCUCAGAUUGCAUGAUCUGAGGAUAUUUUAAAUUGACAAAACUUACCGCUCACUGCAUUCUGGUUUACAUUACUCCAUGCAACAUGGGUUUGUGACUAUUUACAAACUCUUUAAUUCAAGGUGACUGUAGUAGAAGUGGUUUUAGGGUUUUUGAAACCAAAAUUUGUGAUUUCUUCCAUUUAAUGCCAGAACUGAGAAUAUUGCAAAGAACUUGUUAAUAAGCUUAACUUUGAAAUGUCAGACUGGAAGGGGGUUUUAUAUAUAGUCUUUGCGUAUAGUUCUAGGUAUUAUACAGAUGGUCUAUAAAUGACAUUUUAAAAUACAGAUUUAAUUUUGUUUUCACAGCUGAUGUGGAUUGACUUUUGCUGGCUUCAGAAUACUCCUUUACCUCUUUUAGUUGAAGUGGUUGUCUUUCAUUUGCCAUAGAAUCUAAAACAAUAGUGUUUUAUAAAACAGUACUAUUAAAUUCUUCCAGACCCCCCUAAGUUUCCUCUCAAAUGUCAUUUACAGAUUGGGCUAAUGACCUAAAACCUGCACAGAGACUUUAUGAAGAGCUCUGCUUUAUACCAGACGAGUACUGCGUGUGCAGUCUUGCCUCCCUUUCCAUGUUGGCGUUUAUCCUAGAAUGCUGAAAGAGAGUGUGGUGAUCUGACUUACCCUGUCUGCUUCAGUCCCUUCAGCAGGGAAAAUGCAUCUAUACUGUUUUUACUUUAGAGUAUUAAUACUUUGAAAUUCAUGUUUCAGAGUCAUCAUCAUCACAGAAUUUACUAUUAUUCCAUGAAAAAAAAUUAAUACCUUCAGAAGAAUGUUUAAGUUGUAGACUAUGAAACUUGGGAAAUCCUCUUGAGAUAAAAGGCUGCCGAGUCCAGUGUUAACAAAGUCCGUGGUCUUCUGUGCCUGAACAUUAAAGGAACACCAGCUCUAUGCAGUAUAUGCUUUUCAGGCUAAGAUUCAAGGAGAAUCAUUUUGACCAUUCCUAACACGAGUGGAGAUGGCUAUUGUGAAAGAGCAUGAGCACAAGUCUUUAUUAUUUUAGUAAUUUAAUUUGCUUGAAAAUCACUCUGUAAAACAGUUCAUGCAGAAUGUUUGUCAUAUUAUUUGAAGUUUGGUUUGUUAACCUCGAAAUCAGUAGCUCAUUUCUAAACAAAAAUGUUGCUCUGUGGAAAAAUCAAUCACUGCCAGGAGUCCUUCAUUUCUGUACUACUUUGUAUAAUUGGAUCUGUUCACUUCUUCACACCAGCAAGUAUUUUACAGGUGCCUUGGAUUCAAACAAAAUUGAUUUUAAAAUUUUGAUGCAAGUCAUUGUGUUUAUGAUGUCACUUUUAAAAAGAAAACACAGUUACCCUUAUUUAAUGUAUCUAUUUGUGUUCUAAUUGUUUGUAUGUUUUAUUCAGCUUGAAACUCUACCAUCAAGUCACAAACAAUAAACAAUGUUUUGUUGUA